Pseudozyma flocculosa PF-1 is the source of this 441-nucleotide messenger RNA. RefSeq lists its product as uncharacterized. The transcript has a single exon. Lineage: Eukaryota; Fungi; Basidiomycota; Ustilaginomycetes; Ustilaginales; Ustilaginaceae. The record is from RefSeq and is a predicted model, not a curated record. Gene Ontology annotation, biological process: mitochondrial translation. Gene Ontology annotation, molecular function: structural constituent of ribosome. Bases 1 to 441 code for a protein of 146 amino acids. Gene Ontology annotation, cellular component: mitochondrial large ribosomal subunit.
AUGUCGACCCGCAGCGCAGCGACCAAGAUCCUGCGCGGAUCCCUCUCCACAACGCCGGCACCGGGCGCGGCAGGGUCACCGGGCUCGUUCCACCUACCUCUGCGCAAGCUCGUCAUCGAGUACUGCGAGUCCAACCCUUCGUCGGCGGGGACGCGCCAGUUUCUCCGCUCGACGGUGCCGGCGUGGGCGCGCUCCCACCCGUCCGUCGAGGUCGUGGUGCGCCAGCGCCCCUCGCUCCACCCCGUCCUCCGCGGCUUCUACGCAAACGGAAGGUCAAAGGAGAUCUGCGUAAAGAACCUCGAGGGAAACGGCGUAGAGGCCACCCUCAAGAAGCUCAGGGACGACUCGGGCGCAAAGACAAAGAGCCUCAAGAGGAUCCCCGUCGAGAGCAAGGCGGAGAGCGCCAGGGGCAUCUGGAGCGCGCUCCAUGGCGCAAGGUAG